AUGUAUUUCACAAAUAAGCAUGAAAAAUCUCCAAAUUAGUUAGCCAUAAAUAUUGAUAUCAUCAUAAGAAGAGAGAAAGAAAGAAAUGAAAUAGAAGCUGAUAAAAUGUUGACUUAAAUUGCUUCUCUCUUUCAAUUACUUUAUCUAAUAGAUAUUUUCUUCCAACAUUAUUAAAAACUAUUACCCAAAAGCUUUGCUCAAUUUUUAGUUAUAAUAUCAAUAACUAGAGAAGUACCUUUUUAAAUAAUUCAAAUUGGAAACUGA
Molecule: messenger RNA, 264 nt
Organism: Paramecium primaurelia
Lineage: Eukaryota; Ciliophora; Oligohymenophorea; Peniculida; Parameciidae
Source: the annotation of a GenBank genome assembly